Molecule: messenger RNA, 1896 nt
Organism: Colletotrichum higginsianum IMI 349063
Lineage: Eukaryota; Fungi; Ascomycota; Sordariomycetes; Glomerellales; Glomerellaceae
Product: Flavin-containing monooxygenase
Exons: 4
Coding region: 1-1896 (631 amino acids)
Molecular function (GO): monooxygenase activity; flavin adenine dinucleotide binding
Source: RefSeq, a predicted model, not a curated record
AUGGCGAAGUACAACUACAUGAUCACGCUCCCCGCCCUCAGAGAGGCGCCGUCGAAAUCGCCCGAAAUCGCCCGCGACAUCGUCGCCGAAUGGACAUCACGGUUCGAACAAACGCUCUCGGGACAAAAGGACAAGCUCGACCUGACGCCCGUCUUCCGUCAAGACGCCUGGGUCCGCGACUUCCUCGGCCUCUCGUGGGACUUCCGGACGAUCAACGGCCUCGACGAGAUCUCCGCCUUCUUCGCCGAGAACCAGCCGCGCGCGCGCCUCGGACGGCUCCGGCCCCGCGAGCAGGGCGCCUUCCGGCCGGAGUUCAGGGACCCGGCGCCCGGCGUCCACUGGGUGGAUAGCUUGUUCGACUUCGAGACCGACGUAGGCCGCGGUAAAGGCGUUGUGAGGCUGACGCUGGAGGAGGGCGAUGACGGCGACGACGACACGUGGAAGGCCUUCAUGAUCAACUUUACCCUCGUCGAGAUGAAGGGUUUCGAGGAGAAGGUCGGGAUCAACCGGCCAACGGGCCACGUGGACGAUCUCAGGAAGGGGAACUGGAGAGAACAGCGGGAGAGGCAGAUGGAGUUUCUCGACGAGGAGCCCGCCGUCCUCAUCAUCGGAGCUGGUCACGCCGGCAUCAAUCUCGGCGUUCGCCUCCGGCAUCUCGGCAUCCCAACGUUGAUGGUCGACCGCAACGAGCACGUAGGAGACAGCUGGCGGAAGCGAUACAGAGUAAAAGAGGCAGAAGCUAAGCAUCGUUUGCAGACCCUCAUGACCCACGACCCGAUCCAGUACUGCCACCUCCCCUUCAUCCCCUUCCCGGCGGACUGGCCCCUGUUCACGCCCAAGGACAAGCUCGCCGACUGGCUCGAGUCCUACGCCAAGAUGAUGGAGCUCAACAUCUGGACGAGCACCGAGGUCCAAGACACCAGUUACGAUGAGCACUCCAAGUCCUGGACCGUCAAGCUCCUCCGCCACGCACACGACGACGGCGGCAGCACCCGCGUCAUCCGUCCGCGUCACGUCGUCCUCGCCACGGGUCAGGCCGGCGACCCCAUCGCGCCCUCGUUCCCCGGCCAGGAUGGCUUCCGAGGCGCCGUCUACCACGGCAGCCAACACUCGGACGCCUCCUCCAUCGCGGACCUCGCCAGCAAGAGAGUCCUCGUCGUGGGGUCCGGCAACUCGAGCCACGACAUCUGCCAGAACUUCCACGACAGCGGCGCGGCCAGCGUCACCAUGAUCCAGCGCGGCGGCACCUACGUCGUCACGGCGAACAAGGGCCUGCUCCUGAUGCACAAGGGCAUGUACGACGAGGACGGCCCGCCGACGGACGACGCCGACAUCGUUGCGCAGAGCAUGCCGACCCCCGUGCAGUUCGCCCUCCACUCGCUCGGCACGAAGUUCAUCGCCGACACCGUGGACCGGGACCUACUGGACGGGCUCGGCAAGGCCGGGUUCAAGCUGGACUUCGGCCCCGGCGGCAGCGGCAUCUUCCGCAAGUACCUCACACGCGGCGGCGGCUAUUACAUCGACAUCGGCUGCAGCCAGCUCAUCGCCGACGGCAAGGUCAAGGUCCACCACAGCCCCGACGGCAUCUCGGGCUUCACGCCCACCGGCCUGACCCUGGCCGACGGCACCACAUUGGAGGCCGAUAUCGUCGUGCUGGCGACGGGCUACGACGGCAUGCGGUCCAGCGCGCGCAAGAUCCUGGGCGACGCCGUGGCCGACCGGGUCAGGGACUGUUGGGACCUCGACGAGCAGGGCGAGAUCAACUCUAUCUGGAGGAGUAGCGGGCAUCCCGGGUUCUGGUACACGGGCGGCAACCUUGCCCUGUGUCGCUCGUACUCUCGACUCCUGGCGCUGCAAAUCAAGGCUGUGGAGGAGGGUCUCUUCAUCCAGACUUGA